AUGUCCCUCCUCCUGGUGGUGGUCUCUGCCCUUCACAUCCUCAUCCUCAUCUUGCUUUUCGUGGCCACUUUGGACAAGUCCUGGUGGACCCUCCCCGGGAAGGACUCCCUGAACCUCUGGUCUGACUGCAUGUGGAACAGGAUCAACAAAACGUGGGACUGCAGUGAUGUCAGCGAGAAUGGCUGGCUGAAGGCCGUGCAGAUCCUCAUGGUGCUCUCCCUCAUCCUCUGCUGCCUGUCCUUCAUCCUCUUCAUGUUCCAGCUCUACAACAUGAAGCGAGGGGGACUCUUCUACGCCACGGGCAUCUGCCAGCUGUGCACCAGCCUGACAGUGUUCACCGGGGCCCUGAUCUAUGCCAUUCAUGUGGAAGAGAUCCUGGCGAAGUACCCGAGAGGGGGCAGCUUCGGUUACUGCUUCGUCCUGGCCUGGGUGGCCUUCCCGCUCGCCCUGGCCAGUGGCAUCACCUACAUCCACCUUCGGAAGCGGGAGUGA
This is a messenger RNA of Pipistrellus nathusii (Nathusius's pipistrelle), 492 nucleotides long. The record is from the annotation of a GenBank genome assembly. NCBI's taxonomy places the organism in Eukaryota, Metazoa, Chordata, Mammalia, Chiroptera, Vespertilionidae.